Bradysia coprophila is the source of this 2095-nucleotide messenger RNA. RefSeq names its product cytolytic toxin-alpha-like. NCBI's taxonomy places the organism in Eukaryota, Metazoa, Arthropoda, Insecta, Diptera, Sciaridae. The record is from RefSeq and is a predicted model, not a curated record.
CAAGGUACUUAAAUUUUGUUAAUAAUGCAAAAGUUGUUGCUAGUGAUUUCGUUGCUUGUAGGUUUUCUAACUUUGUCAUCGUCACAAAGCUUGGAUCUUUUGGUGGAACCGGUCACAGUAUCGGCUCUGGGCCGAGUGGCUAAAAUCGGCGAAUUAUACGAUGCUCGUACUGACCAAUUUGUGCGCAUAUCUUUAAUGACCAGCGUUCAGAAUGCCAGUCAAUUUAUUCAUUUUACGCAUAACAAACAUUCGAACAUUAAAUAUUUAAUGCUCGACACACUGGAUGAAAAACUCAACAUUUUAGAUGUUGGAGCGUCAGCUAAGCUUAGUAUUCUGGGCGGCUUGGUUCAGGCGAGCGGAUCGGGUAGAUUUAUCAGCGAUAAAAAGCGUCGAACGGAGAGUGUUAAAGUAUCCAUUGCAAAUUUGAUCAAAACCGAAUUCGAGCAAAUUAAUCUUGCCGGACACGAGGAACGAAAACUAAUCGAUUUGGAGGUGUUACAGAAGCUGGAUGUCACUCAUGUUGUCGUUGGGAUUCAAUGGGGAGGUAAUGUUUUCAUUUCGGUCGAAGACAGUAAUUCGGCCGGCAUGGACCAGCAAAUUGUGAAAGGCAGUCUUGGUGGCAAAUUGGAAAUGUUAUUUGCAUCCGUGUCAUUGGACGGAAGUGUAUCGCUGACGGAUGAAGAAUUGCGGGAGUACCGUGAAUUCAGUUUUGAGGUUUACGGCGACGUGCUGCCAGAUAAUACGCCAGCAACUCUUGCUCAAGCUGUUCAAUUGAUGAAGAAUUCGUCACGAUUGCUAACUGAAGGCAACGAUGGCAAAGGAAAGGCAAUGUUCUUCGAACUCUUGCCGAUAUCAGUGUUUCGUCAACUGUUCAAUACUCAGAUACUAUUCGAUUCGGUUUUGCGAUCGAUUGACUUGGCAACGAUUAAUUCCAGCAUCAAAUUAUUUGAAGAUUUGAAUGUUGUGGAACAAAAAAUAAAUGAUCUAAUGGUCGAUCGAACGGCAUUCCAAAGCUAUAUCACCAAAGAGAAGUCCGAUAAUAUCACUGCAUUUGUCAACGAUUUCGAAAUGUACAAAAAUCAAAUUCAACAAAAUUUUGCGGAAAAACUUGUGGCUGUUAGAUCAGGCAACGGUUCGCUGGACCAACUGUUGAUUGUUUUACAACGGGCUCGUUCCCACGAUCUGUCUCCACAAAAUAUUAAUUUUGACCAAUUUAAGUCAGUCGAAACCGAAUUCCGAUUUUUGAAGCUUUUGCAAGACAUCGAUGUUGUCCUGUUGGCAAAGGAGAUGACUUUCAUGGAAUUUCUGUCCGUUAACUUUAACAGGAAUAUUUACACGUUCUUCUACUCAUCGGAGUAUCCCACAAUGAUGGAACCACCGAUGGCCAAUUUCCGACACAUUGUCCAGAAACGGGAAACAUUCGAUCCGUCGGCUGUAUUUUUGGCCAUUAAAAUCGAUGUGCUGAGCGAGACAGAGCGACAACUUUAUUUCAAUUUUGAUGGAUCGACUAAGUUAGCAGUAUAUCGAAACGGAAUUUGUGUCAUAGAAAAUUAUGACAGUACAGAAGCCUUAGACUUAGAUGACGAACCGGAUUUAUGGUCGCUCCAUAAGAUGCAAACAUUAAUCAAUGAAUUGAGAGAGAAAACGGAUAAAUUGGCACUUCCGGAGAAUUUUACCUACGUCCAAUAUCCGCACACACCCGAACCCAAAGAUUUGUGGUCUCAGUAUAAUUGGACGGAAAUUACCUCUUCAUUCUCUGGUGCAUUUUUUAGAGCAGAUGAUGAUAGCAAAACAUUCCAAAAAGGCGUACAAACUGAAAGUUUUCCGAUGAUAACUACCGCGGAAAGAGGUCUCUUCUCGGCAAAUAGCGGUGAUACAAGAUCGAUCAUCUCUUUCUCCCGUGGCAAACUUACCGAACCAUUGUUGACUGGAAUAGAUUAUAGAGCCGUAAAAACCGCUCAACGAGCUAUUCGCUUCUACACGUCGGAUAACGUCGUAAGACCAAAGCAUAUGACUGUAAAAUUUUGGAAGAGGUCGUAAGACAAAUAAGGAAGGAUAAAACAUUGUGGGAAUAAAACAAUUUUUUGGAAAAAUA